AUGUAUUCAUUGUAUGGCAGCCAUAUGCGUAGUAAAUGAAACCAUCUGGGUGAUGGUGUCGUUUGAGGUCUUUGGAAUUUGUAGUUUCCUUUAUUCUUACCUUAAAGAUCACUUCAAAUUAAGCACUCUCAGUGAAAAUUUUUCCUGAAGGGUCCAGAAAUUAAGUCAAAAAACAUUUACAAACUUUAAGGAAAAUCGCCAUUUUCAGGAUAAAUUUCAAGCGGUGUUGCCAAACUGCGCAAAAUGUUUUAAGUUAAUGAAAACUGUUUCCUUAGAUACCUACCAUGUAGAUUCAUUCAAUUUGGGUUACAUAGGGUUAUAUAGGCACUACUUACCAUGCUAACACAAACUGAAUUAACUGGUUCAUUCAUUUUGAAAUAAUACUUUUUAUUCAUUGUUACAUACAAACUGUUAAUAAAUGGGUGAAAUACGUGGCAACACCGCAUUGUGCUGAAUUCUCCAAAGAAAUAUAAACAAUCCAGCAAACUGACUAUCAACAUACAUACACAAGCUACAUAAUCCCAAGCAAAGGCGAGGCUAGAAAAGAUGCUCAAACUUUUGCAAACAACGGAAUUAUUAUGAAUCUUAGCGACAAUUUUGCAUGUGGAGUUAUAAAUUGUUGAUACGUAAAACACGAUUUAGCAGCAAAUAGCACCGGACAAUCUCAUUUUCGUGCGUGAAUAAGUGGUUUUGGAGACUCAAAUUUCAAAAGUUUGUGAGUGUUUUUUGGCUUAAUUUAUGGACCGUCCAGGAAAAAUUUUCACUGAAAGUGCUUAAUUUAAGGUACAAACCAAUAUUGAUCGUGGGGCGAAAUAACAUGUGACAAAAAACACAGAUACUUGGAACAGGUACGAGCUUGGAACAGUUACACAUGGAACCUGUGAGUGAAAAAUACUCGUUUGUGUCAUCCCUACUUUUCACACAAAAUGGGAGCGAGUAAUAAAAUCACGACCUAUCUGCGACAUAUUCAAAAGCACAGAAAGGGGGAAUAUUUUGGGAUUGCCACCACAGACUACUCACGAUAGCGAAUAACCUGUGUUCAAGUAGAAGGAAGAACACAGAUCACAGAGUAACCUCUGUGAGGAAGAAGAGCGGGUCAGUAUAGUAUUUCUUUAAUAUCCUAAUCUAUACUAAUACUGCUGACAUGUGCUCUGUUGGAGAAGGCUUUGAGGAUGAAGGGGGAAGUCGUAUGGAGAAAGCCGCCAGUGCAAAUUGGAAAGGUGGAAAAUGUAAUAAAUGCAGAGAAAAUGAUCCCGUGAUAUUACUCAGGAAGAAAGAUGCUUAUUGCAAAGCCUGUUUUCUAGCUGGUGCUAAUCAUAAAUUCAAAGCCUUAUUAGGCAAAUCCAAGUUAAUUCACCCCAAGGACAGAGUUCUGAUAGCAUGUGAAACUGGUCACCCAACCAUGUCUCUUCUGCAUCUCUUGAGGUCUGGCCUGGACUUAAACACUCAAAAAAAGCUGAGAUUUGAACCUGUUUUAGUCUAUGUGGAAGAUAAUUAUCACAUGUCUAUUGGCGAACGACAGAGAAUUAUUAGAUCAAUAAAUAAUGAAACAUCCAGGUUGAAGUUUCCACUACACCUGGUGUCUUUUGCAGACUCAAUCAAUAGAAAAAAUGUAUUAAUUAGUCAGAAAUCUUUAGCACUAAACAGGUGUGAUCAAGGAAAGGUUAACGCAAUGUUUGACCAAUCAAUUAACAAAACCAAUAGAAGACAACUUCUACAUAUUAUGAAACGAAACAUUUUACUUACUGUAGCCAAACAGUUGAACUGUAAGUAUAUCUUCACUCCUGAGCUAUCGAUGGAUAUAGCUUCAAGUUUAUUAACCAACAUAGCUUUAGGAAGAGGGUCACAAGUUCCGGAUGAUACUGGUUUCUGUGAUGGCAGAGAUUCCGAAGUGAAGAUUUUAAGACCGCUGCGCAAUUUUGACAUGAAAGAGUUGGCUAUGUAUAAUGUUUUCCAUAAACUGGAGCCCGUGUCAGUAAAUCCAGCACAAAUAGACCAAUACUCCUCUGUGCAAGAUUUAAUGAGCUACUUCAUCAUCGACCUUCAAGAAAACUAUCCUGCUACCAUUACAACAGUUGUAAAAACUGGUGAUAAGUUGGCAUUGAAUCAGAGCAUGAUAGCCGUCCAAUGCAAACUUUGUCAGAGUGCCAUUUUGCGGAAUUCAAAAGGACUUAGCUCAGCGGAAUCUACCAGAUUUUCAAAGCUGACUUCAAAUGAACUUCCCGACCACAACGUAUCUGGCCCGGAAAGAUAUUUGAAACUCACUGAAAAGUCUGACCACAGCCCGCAAGAACGUCAACAGUAUUGCUUUUCUUGUUCCAAAUUAUCGCGACAUUUGUUAGAAGAAAUAUAGGCUUAUCUGGCCGAAAUCACUCUUAUACAGAAUUGAUCGAUUACUACGUUGUAAAUUUUCCGCCUGGUUACCCAAAAUAAAUCCUGUAUAGGUAUGCAAA
This is a messenger RNA of Dendroctonus ponderosae (mountain pine beetle), 2453 nucleotides long. It is a transcript of the gene Ctu2, whose product is annotated as cytoplasmic tRNA 2-thiolation protein 2. Bases 1145 to 2353 code for a protein of 402 amino acids. Gene Ontology annotation, biological process: tRNA wobble position uridine thiolation. The record is from RefSeq and is a predicted model, not a curated record. Gene Ontology annotation, cellular component: cytosol. Lineage: Eukaryota; Metazoa; Arthropoda; Insecta; Coleoptera; Curculionidae. The transcript is spliced from 8 exons. Gene Ontology annotation, molecular function: sulfurtransferase activity; tRNA binding.